Molecule: messenger RNA, 408 nt
Organism: Prunus armeniaca (apricot)
Lineage: Eukaryota; Viridiplantae; Streptophyta; Magnoliopsida; Rosales; Rosaceae
Source: the annotation of a GenBank genome assembly
AUGUCAACCCAGCUAGCAAGCCCGUGGUGCAAAAGAGACGCAACUUUGCUCAUUGAAGAGGUCUCCUACUCGGAAUUGCUCCUAUCUGCCGGUUUCAUUGAAGAGGUCUCCUACGCGGAAUGGCUGGCUAACGUUGUUCUGGUGGCGAAACAAGAAAAGGGAAAAUGGAGAGUAUGCGUUGAUUACACCGACCUCAACAAAGUGUGCCCUAAAGACAACUUCCCAUUGCCGAGAAUCGACCAGCUCGUGGAUUCAACUUCCGGCAACCAGCUGCUCAGCUUCAUGGAUGCUUACUCCGGCUAUAAUCAAAUUAUGAUGUACGAUGAUGACAAGGCGAAGACCUCUUUCAUCAUCGAAAGAGGGACCUAUUGCUACAAGGUCAUGCCCUUUGGGCUGAACAACGCAUGA